GGGAAGUUGGGGAACGAAGCCAAACACUGUGGCUUCUCGUAAAAGGUGAAUCGGCAUCCUACUGUUCUGUGAAGUCUCUUACUUCAACCAACAACUAUGUCAUCUGAUAGUGAUGUUUCUCUUUCGACUUAUGAUGAGACUUCGGGAUCAAAACUUGCCAGAAAAGCUAAGGAGGCACCAUUUGUCCCAAUUGGAAUAGCAGGUUUUGCAGCUAUUGUUGCAUAUGGAUUAUACAGAUUGAAGAACAGAGGGAAUACUAAAAUGUCUGUCCACCUGAUUCACAUGCGUGUGGGAGCUCAAGGAUUUGUAGUAGGAGCAAUGACUGUUGGUAUGUUGUAUUCCAUGUUUCGGGAAUACUGGGCCAAACCCAAACCGUAGGAAGAAAGAUGCUGUCUUCAUGCUGAUGAUGUUUUAUAGAGCUGGAUACCUCACAUUGAGGUUAUUUAUGUUUAAAAAUCAUUUAGGGGUAUGUGGUUCUAAAAAGCAGCACAUGUCAGAUACAAUCAUGAUGUUUUAAAAAUUGGAUUUUUUUUCAUGGAGAUUUUACUGUUUCCCAAGUAAUGCAAAGCAUUAUAUCCAAGAGUUUAUUAGGAGAGCUAAGUUAGUGCAAAAUGAACUAGUCAUUGAAAUUUCCUUGGAUGAUAUAUUACAUUCAAGUUCCCCAAAUCUUAAAAAAUUAAUGUCUAAAAAAAUUAAAACUCCAAGAUUCAAGUAGCUCCUAUUGCUUUAAGAUGUGGCAUAUUUUGGGAUGUAAUAUGGGAACUUCUUUAGCAUAUUCAGUCAGCACUUUCUUAUGUAGGUUGGUGGAAACACCAUUGUCUAGGGCUGGUUGGCUUUAACCAAGGGCCAAGAGAGCAUCUGUUAGAAGAACACGAAACAAAAUAUUCUAGGAAGAAUUUUCCUCCCCACUGCCUACAGACAAACCUGUUUGUAUUUAAGGUGAGCCUUGAAAAGUCAUUUGUUAACCAGGCUACUUAACACAGUGGUAUUUUAUUAUAAUGUUAAUAAAACAAGAGAGUAACAUAACCAAAUAUUUUUGCUGCUGUUACAUUGAAAUUGUUCUUUAAAUACCAUCUGUUUUAUAUGUAUUUGAAGUGCUUGUUUAGCAGUAAAGAUAGAGAACUUUAAAAAUGCAUACUGUAUUUGUGUUUUCACUGUGAGAGUUGCAAUUGAAAAAUAUAUUAAUUCCCUUUAGAGUUAAUUAUUUAUCACAUUAUGAGGAGAUUAACGUUUGAGCUUUGUUAACACCUGUGGGAGUUCUGUGUUUAAGAUGAAUAUACAUUCCAUGGUAAUAACAUGGUACGGAUAUCAUUAAACAAAAUGAACAUA
Molecule: messenger RNA, 1329 nt
Organism: Gracilinanus agilis (Agile Gracile Mouse Opossum)
Lineage: Eukaryota; Metazoa; Chordata; Mammalia; Didelphimorphia; Didelphidae
Gene: HIGD1A
Product: HIG1 hypoxia inducible domain family member 1A
Exons: 4
Coding region: 97-378 (93 amino acids)
Biological process (GO): mitochondrial respirasome assembly; negative regulation of apoptotic process
Cellular component (GO): mitochondrion
Source: RefSeq, a predicted model, not a curated record